Molecule: messenger RNA, 1333 nt
Organism: Fragaria vesca subsp. vesca
Lineage: Eukaryota; Viridiplantae; Streptophyta; Magnoliopsida; Rosales; Rosaceae
Product: 3-methyl-2-oxobutanoate hydroxymethyltransferase-like
Exons: 5
Coding region: 107-1165 (352 amino acids)
Biological process (GO): pantothenate biosynthetic process
Cellular component (GO): mitochondrion
Molecular function (GO): 3-methyl-2-oxobutanoate hydroxymethyltransferase activity; magnesium ion binding
Source: RefSeq, a predicted model, not a curated record
UCCCUUCUUUAUAUCUAUUUAUCAUCAUCAGCAUCAUCAUCAUCAUUCUAUACUCUCACAUACACAAAACUCACAACCAAACUCCAACUCCUCACACUUAUCUCUCAUGGCUUUCGCCGCCGCCGUUUCACGCGCUGCCUUCCUUUCCAGGAGGGCCGGAACCAUGAUCCGCUCCAUGAGCAACGUCCCCGAGAACACCGUCUACGGUGGCCCCAAGUCACAGAGCUCCGACCAGAGAGUCACCGUGACCCAAAUCAAGCAGAAGCACAAGAAAGGCGAGCCCAUCACCAUGGUCACCGCCUAUGACUACCCCUCGGCGGUUCACCUCGACUUGGCCGGAAUCGACAUUGCUCUGGUCGGCGACUCGGCGGCGAUGGUUGUUCAUGGAUAUGAUACCACUCUCCCUAUAACGCUUGACGAGAUGCUCGUCCACUGCCGCGCGGUGGCGCGUGGGGCCAAGCGCCCGCUUUUGGUUGGGGACUUGCCUUUUGGGUUCUACGAGUCCAGCUCCAUUCAGGCUAUCGAUUCAGCGGUUAGGCUUUUGAAGGAAGGAGCAAUGGAUGCGAUAAAGUUGGAAGGAGGGGCACCUUCGAGGAUUACUGCGGCAAAGUCUAUUGUUGAGGCUGGAAUUGCUGUGAUGGGGCAUGUGGGACUUACUCCGCAGGCCAUUAGCGUUCUCGGGGGGUUUAGGCCUCAAGGAAGGAAUGUUGCUAGUGCUGUAAAGGUUGUGGAGACAGCAUUGGCUUUGCAAGAAGCUGGGUGCUUUUCUGUUGUUUUAGAAUGUGUACCACCACUUGUGGCAGCUGCAGCAACAUCUGCUCUUCAGAUUCCUACUAUUGGCAUUGGAGCAGGGCCCUUUUGCAGUGGACAGGUGCUAGUUUACCAUGAUCUUCUUGGAAUGAUGCAGCACCCACAUCAUGCCAAGGUUACCCCUAAAUUUUGUAAGCAGUUUGCACAGGUUGGAGAUGUCAUCAACAAAGCUCUAGUGGACUACAAGGAAGAAGUGACUAGUGGGACGUUCCCAGGCGCUGCCCACAGCCCAUACAAAAUCAACCCUGCUGAUGUUGAUGGCUUUUUAAGCGAGUUACAAAAAUUGGGUUUGGACAAGGCUGCAUCUGCGGCAGCUGAAGCAGCUGAGAAGAUAAAUCCAAACAAAUCAAAGUAACUGGUAAUGACCCAGCCUAGUUUAUCUUUCAGCUAGACAAGGCUCGUGUGGGUAAAAAUCCAGUUGGUCAAAAUUUGGAUUUAGAAGUUUAGGAUCAUAAUACGAGAAUGUGAAAUAUCCGAUGAGUAUUGCAUUGUCUUCACAAUAAGCAGGGCCAUCUUAGACUAG